Messenger RNA from Zophobas morio, 1186 nucleotides. RefSeq names its product anaphase-promoting complex subunit 1-like. The transcript has 14 exons. The record is from RefSeq and is a predicted model, not a curated record. Gene Ontology annotation, molecular function: molecular adaptor activity. Gene Ontology annotation, cellular component: anaphase-promoting complex. NCBI's taxonomy places the organism in Eukaryota, Metazoa, Arthropoda, Insecta, Coleoptera, Tenebrionidae. Gene Ontology annotation, biological process: metaphase/anaphase transition of mitotic cell cycle; anaphase-promoting complex-dependent catabolic process; protein K11-linked ubiquitination. The coding region runs from base 44 to 1186 and encodes 380 amino acids.
GUGGUUUGAAUUGCAAUACAUUCGGGACUUUUUUUUGCUUUUAAUGGUAGUUUCAAAAAGUCUAAUAAUGUGGUCGUCCAUACAACCUACAACCUCGUGGGUCUUUGACCAGGUCCCUCAUUUGUUGCGGGCAUCUGGCAAGGAAAAUAAUGAGACGAUGCUUCAAAGCAUACAUAGAAAUAAAAGCAAAUCACAAAUUCAUAUAUAUGCCGGUGCCUGCCUGGCGAUUGGCUUAAAGUUCGCUGGAACUGCCUUGAAGGAAGCUGUCGCGUGCUUAGAACACUUUCUGGAAUUAAUCCAUAAAUGCUGCCAAACUAGCGAGCAGAAAAUACCUCAAAACGUGGAAUAUACAUGCGCUGUUAUUGUUUUGCAGAGCCUCGCAAUUGUGAUGGCCGGCACUGGAGAUGUUGGAUUGCUUAAACUUUGCAGGAAGAUGCGAAGGGUCAAAGGACUGACGUACGGGAUUUACGCAGCCGUCCACAUGGCUUUGGGCUCCUUGUUUUUAGGGGGAGGUCUUUUUAGUUUUGGUACUACCAACGAGUCCGUUGCUGCUUUGCUUUGUGCUUUCUAUCCUUCCUUUCCUGCUUCAUUUUCCGUAUCAAAAUAUUACUUACCAGCACUUCGUCACAUGUAUGUUAUUGCUGCCAAAAGACGCGCGCUGAUCACUUUUGACCUUGACGGUUCACUUUGUUCAUUGCCCGUUCUGAUUUUUUCCAGUAAAUCUGAAGAAGUUAUGAAGUUAACUACGCCAUGUUUACUUCCUUCGUUUGAUUCCAUUUCGCGAGUAGAGACAAGUUCUUCAUUACAUUAUAAUCUUUCGUUAGACAAAAAAGCUGUAGAAAAGGUCGUUGCUCUAGAGGCCCUUUACCUUAAAAAAAAAAACAUCAUUGAAAAUUUUUCAAAAAGAAUUUUUGCUCCGGAGUUAAUUUCUUCUGUACUUAAGAAAAGCAAAGAAGUGAACUUUUCCAACUCGUUUGAAAAUUUAUUUUAUAGCGAAAAUCAAAUUCUUCAGGAUCUUUUUUUCAAAACACUCCAGCGAAACACAAUAUAUAAUGAACGUUCUGAAUUUCUUGCUAUUUUUCUGAACCUGGAAAAGUGCAUCAACUUAAUGCCGUCCUCUUUUGAUCCGGAACUUUCGCUUCAGAUUAAACUAAUUACUCGCGUGCUCUCCUUAACGAGGUUAUGA